AUGGCGGCUGUGGUAGCAGCUACACUCGCCGCCGGGGGUGAGGAAUCGGUGGCCACGACCUCUGUUUCGGGGUCUCCGGGACUGCCUGGGAGCCGCAGUGCAGAGCGGGCCCUAGAGGAGGCCGUGGCCACCGGGACCCUGAACCUAUCGAACCGGCGCUUGAAGCAGUUUCCGCGGGGCGCGGCCCGCAGCUACGACCUGUCAGACAUCACCCAGGCUGACCUGUCCCGCAACCGGUUUCCCGAGGUCCCGGAAGCAGCAUGCCAGCUGGUGUCCCUGGAGGGCCUGAGCCUCUAUCACAAUUGCCUGAGAUGCCUGAACCCAGCCUUGGGGAAUCUCACUGCCCUCAGCUACCUCAACCUCAGCCGAAACCAGUUGUCAUCGCUGCCACCCUACAUCUGCCAGCUGCCCCUGCGGGUGCUUAUUAUCAGCAACAACAAGCUAGGAGCCCUGCCUCCUGACAUCGGGGCCUUGGGAAGCCUACGGCAGCUUGAUGUGAGCAGCAAUGAGUUGCAGUCUCUCCCUCCAGAGCUGUGUAGCCUGCCUUCCCUUCGGGAUCUCAAUGUUCGGAGGAACCAGCUUAGCAUCUUGCCUGAUGAGCUGGGGGCCCUUCCUCUUGUCCGCCUGGAUUUCUCCUGUAACCGUGUGUCCCGAAUCCCAGUCUCCUUCUGCCACCUCAGGCACCUGCAGGUCAUUCUGUUGGACAGCAACCCCCUGCAGAGCCCCCCUGCCCAGAUCUGCUUGAAAGGGAAACUGCACAUCUUCAAGUACUUGUCAACAGAGACUGGGCGGCGCGGGGGGUCUGCACUGGGGGACCUGGCCCCGUCUCGCCCCCCAAGUUUCAGCCCCUGCCCAGCUGAGGAUUUAUUUCCGGGACGUCGGUACAAUGGGGGACUGGACUCAGGCUUCCACAGUGUUGAUAGCGGCAGCAAGCGGUGGUCUGGGAAUGAGUCAACAGAUGAAUUUUCGGAGUUGUCAUUUCGGAUCUCAGAGCUGGCCCGGGAGCCUCGGGGACCCCGGGAACGGAGGGAGGAUGGCAUCGCCGAUGGAGACCCUGAGCAGAUCGACUUCAUUGACAGCCAUGUGCCUGGGGAGGAGGAAGACCCAGGGGCUGCAGAGGAGCAGCGGCCUCCAGAAUUAAGCCCUGCAGCAGGAGAUGGGGAGAGGGCACCAAGCAGCAGACGGGAGGAGCCAGCGGGGGAGGAACGGCGACGUCCAGACACUUUGCAGCUAUGGCAGGAGCGUGAGCGGCGUCAGCAACAGCAGCAGAGUGCACUGUUGGGGAGCCCCAGGAAGGACAGUUUUCUGAAGCUGGGGAUCCGGGUUGCUGGGGGAGGUGCUGCUGCCCCGCCCACUCAGGCCACCUCCAAGUAUGUGGACUCCCAGAGCCCCUCCUGAAUGGGUGCCACAGGGGGGCAGGGAGCUCCUGUCUCCACCCCCAUCUCCCAGGAGACUCUUCCUAGAGCUGGACCAGCCACAGCGCCUGCUCCCCAGCCACUGGGCUCCAUUCAGAGACCGAACAGCUUCCUCUUCCGCUCGUCCACUCAGGGCAGCUCAGGCCCUUCUUCACCAGACUCCCUCUCGAGAUCUCGGCGGCCCCUCCAGGUUCUGGAUGAGAAGGAACUGAUGGCUCAGCUGCGCCAGGUUCUUGAGUCACAGCUGCAGCGGCCCCUGCCUGAGGACUUGGCGGAAGCUCUGGCCAACGGGGUCAUUCUCUGUCAGCUGGCCAACCAGCUCCGGCCCCGCUCUGUGCCCUUCAUUCAUGUGCCCUCGCCUGCUGUGCCAAAACUCAGUGCCCUCAAGUCUCGGAAGAACGUGGAAAGUUUUUUAGAAGCCUGUCGGAAAAUGGGGGUGCCCGAGGAGUCCCUGUGCCAGUCCCAUCACAUCCUGGACGAGGAGGGGGCCCCAGGAAGGGGUCUCCCCUACAUCGCUGCUGUGGUCCAUGCACUGCUGGAACGGCCUUAG
This is a messenger RNA of Chrysochloris asiatica (Cape golden mole), 1965 nucleotides long. RefSeq names its product leucine-rich repeats and calponin homology (CH) domain containing 4 (gene LRCH4). NCBI's taxonomy places the organism in Eukaryota, Metazoa, Chordata, Mammalia, Afrosoricida, Chrysochloridae. Gene Ontology annotation, molecular function: protein binding. The record is from RefSeq and is a predicted model, not a curated record. The transcript has 18 exons.